Messenger RNA from Angiostrongylus costaricensis, 1005 nucleotides. Lineage: Eukaryota; Metazoa; Nematoda; Chromadorea; Rhabditida; Metastrongylidae. The record is from the annotation of a GenBank genome assembly.
AUGACUUUAGCCCGUCGAUAUUCGCUUCCAGCGACGGGCGUUCUGUCCUUUUUUUCCUAUCUGGAACAUCAGAUAGUGGACGAUGUUCGGCGAGGGAAUACGACCACUGUUGCUCUCGUUCUGUUCGUCGGUUACGAGUGGUCGAGUCACAUUCGUGGACUACAUCGUAUGGACAAUAUGUUUAAAGAUCGAUUCUUUCAAGCUUCUUUGUUGGCCAAGCCCUGUGUAAUGGUGGCUGGCUCGCGAACGUGCAUUCCGCUGUUUGGCGGUCUAAUGCUGGGGGUUCUGCUUGCUUUGCUGUUGUUCUCAUCAGACGAUACACCCUCUUUAGGAAAUGUAAUGUGUCCCCUUCGAAGUGUUUCGCAGAAGCGAUACGUUGAUGUGAGUGAACAUUGGGAAGUUCAUCUGGAUAAUAUGCCUUCUCCACCACCGAAUCAGGACGCGACGCCAAAGGUGGUACGUGCUAGAUUUGCCGCCACUGAACUGGGCAUUCGAGAACGGCUUAUGGUAGGAGUACUAGCUGAGUCGUCCUUAGCAGUGGCGAUGAAUGCGUCACUUGGACGACAUGUUCCUAGAAUCCAUGUGUUUGCCGAUGCAAGUCGCAUAGAUACUGAUCUAGCACAUCUCACCAAUCUUAGUCCUUAUAAGCCUAAUGGUCAAAAAUCGCAUAUUUUUGUUCUGGGACUGAUAUUCAACAUGACAUUUCAUGAGAACUUCGAUUGGUUUUUAUUAGUACGCGACUCCACAUACAUUAAUCCAUUCGAAUUGAAUCGCUUGAUCAAUAGCGUGAACUGGAAUCAACGAGUUCUGAUAGGUCAGCCUGCGUAUGAUGGCAGUGGCAGGUGUAUGUUGGACGCCGGCGUGAUUCUUAGCAAUCCAGCAAUGCAGAAAUUAAUUCAGUGGGUCGUAGUCCGAAUUCCUAGUUUUUUGCUAAAACAAGUUGAUAAGAAUGGAAAGCCAUGUAACUACUUUUUUCGUUCAGGUCUUCUGCCACACUUCGUAUAA